Messenger RNA from Mycena citricolor, 1128 nucleotides. NCBI's taxonomy places the organism in Eukaryota, Fungi, Basidiomycota, Agaricomycetes, Agaricales, Mycenaceae. The record is from the annotation of a GenBank genome assembly.
GAUCCACUCGCUCAUCCUCUGCCGCCAUGUCCCAAACGCGUGAGUUCCCACCACUUUAUCAAUCCACAGGCGACGCGUCGUCCGACCGACUCGCGUUCUUCCACCUCCUCGAGCGUCUCAAGACACAGAAACGGACCGGAUGGGUCGACCAUGACAUACCGAACCCAGAGAGUAUCUCGGAUCACAUGUACAGGAUGGCGAUGUUGGCGAUGUGUACCUCGGACCAGACGCUGGAUGUGGCCAAAUGCGUGAUGCUCUGCUUGGUGCACGAUCUGGCAGAGGCCCAUGUUGGUGAUAUAGCACCGCGAGAGGGGUUCACUUCCGAAGAGAAGAGACAGCUCGAGGCAAAAGCCAUGGACAAUAUAGUCCAUGAAAUGCUACACGAUAGCCCCGCUGCCCUAAAAGUCCGGGCGCUUUGGGAGGAAUACGAGGAACGACAGACACCCGAGGCAAAAUUCGUCAAAGAUCUGGAUCGGUUCGAGAUGGCCUGCCAAGCCUCAGAAUACGAGCGGGCGCAUGGGAAGAGCCUUCAGCCGUUCUUUGACUCGAGCUUGCCCCACAUCCGACAUCCUGAAGUGCAAGAGUGGGGAAGAGAUCUUGCUAAGCAGCGGGAGAGUCUCUGACAAUAGCCGUCUGAUUCUAAACUCAGACUGUCCAUGACGAGAAUAACGACAUGCACUCAUCCUAACACACACAAUGAAUCGGAGACAUAAAUCACUGGUUUACAGGUUUUUGUGACGAGAUAAACCGGGAUCAGAUCCAGUAUCGAUAGGCAGAACGAUGCAGUCAGAAGCGAUCGCGAUCUACAAUGCUAUGCUAUUGUUGCCAGUCUGCACCGCCAUUUCAACUCGAAUUUUCCUCACCGAGUAUGAUCCUCUCUAGGGAAGUGUAACUUCAACGCUAUGGGGUCGAUCGUCUGACCUGAAUCGGCAAUUAUGUGCUCUACGAACCGGAUCGCUCGAAUCCUCUCGCCUCAACUAGCCUGAACGUUCAGUGACCCUACGUAGACCUUGCUGUUAGUCAAGAGUGAAUUCUAGACCGAGUGAAUUGGAUUCGGCGUAGCGGUUACGAGCAUGUCCUGACAUCGAAGACAUCAGCAGAUAGUAGAUAAUAUCUGGUUAUAUUUCA